Molecule: messenger RNA, 300 nt
Organism: Prorocentrum cordatum
Lineage: Eukaryota; Dinophyceae; Prorocentrales; Prorocentraceae
Source: the annotation of a GenBank genome assembly
AUGGUUUCUCUUGCGCACAAGUUCGUCACGGCGCCGCAGGCGAGCGCUCAGGGCUUCUGCAACGUCGUCAAGCUCGGCACGUUUUGCCGCACCGUGGUAUGGCCGUGCCUGCCGCCGCUCCUGAUGUACCAGUACAUCCGUGGGACCGAUGUCGACAUGUACGCCACGGAGGUGCUCUACUACAAGUCGGGCUCCAAGGACCACAAGGCAUUCUACGACUCGGGCCGCGCAGGCAUCUCCGGCCACUGGAGGGUCCAGCAGGACAUGGAAGCCAUCCGCGCGGCGGCGAACCCAGAGUGA